Messenger RNA from Suncus etruscus (white-toothed pygmy shrew), 1499 nucleotides. It is a transcript of the gene PENK, whose product is annotated as proenkephalin. The record is from RefSeq and is a predicted model, not a curated record. Gene Ontology annotation, biological process: neuropeptide signaling pathway; chemical synaptic transmission; sensory perception. Gene Ontology annotation, molecular function: opioid receptor binding. The transcript is spliced from 3 exons. The coding region runs from base 156 to 1184 and encodes 342 amino acids. NCBI's taxonomy places the organism in Eukaryota, Metazoa, Chordata, Mammalia, Eulipotyphla, Soricidae. Gene Ontology annotation, cellular component: dendrite; neuronal cell body; plasma membrane.
UAUUGGGGCGCUCCAGCGGGCUGGGGUUUGGGGCGAAUUAUAAAGUGGCUGGACUGUGUGGGCAGCCGGGAGCGCAGCGCGAGGGGAGCGCACAACGGUGGAGACCACACAGCAUCCCUCCCGGUACUCGCUUACCUGCCUCCUGUGCCCUGGAGAUGGCUCGUUUCCUGAGGUUCUGCACCUUGGUGCUGGCACUGGGACCCGGGCUGCUGGCCACCGUGAGAGCCGGUUGCGUUGAGGACUGCAAUGCCUGCGCUGCCAAUGACUACCCCUACUUGAACCUCAAACGUUGUUAUAUGGAAUGUGACCUCAACCCACCUUAUAGCAAAAUAUGGAUAAUUUGCAAGAAGUAUAUGCACAGGAACAAAAUGGAGUUAACUAGAGAUGACAUCAGAGAAAACAGCGAUGAAGAUGAGGCCCAUUUUCUUCCCAAAAAGUAUGGUGGUUUCAUGAAGAGAUAUGGUGGCUUCAUGAAGAAGCUAGAUACACUUUAUAUGUCAGAGCCAGAAGAUACCAAACAAGAGGAAAUUCUUUCCAAGAGAUACGGCGGCUUCAUGAAGAAGGAUGCAGAGACAGAAGAUGACCUGAAAGAACUUGUAGGAGCAGAAGCCCCCCGAGAAAGUAAUAUCCACCAGUAUGGCAGAGACAGAGAUGAGGAAGUGAGCAAGAGAUAUGGCGGCUUCAUGAAGAAGGAUGCAGAGGAAGAGGAUGACCUGAAAGAGCUUGUGGGAGCAGAGGCCCCCCGAGAAGUUAAUAUCCACCAGUAUGGCAGAGACAGAGAUGAAGAAGUGAGCAAGAGAUAUGGCGGCUUCAUGAAGAAGGAUGCAGAGGAAGAGGAUGAUCUGAAAGAGCUUGUGGGAACAGAGGCCCCCCGAGAAGUUAAUAUCCACCAGUAUGGCAGAGACAGAGAUGAAGAAGAGAGCAAGAGAUACGGGGGCUUCAUGCAGAGCUCAAAGAGAAGCCCUGAGCUCGAAGAUGAGGCCAAAGAGCUGCAGAAGAGGUAUGGGGGCUUCAUGAGGAGAGUGGGGAGCCCUUCUUCUGACUGGUGGAUGCUCAUGCAUAAGAGGUACCGGGGCCUCCUGAAGCGCUUUGCUUCCACUCCUCCCUACGACAAAGAAGAUGAAGAUUCUUCCAAAGAGGGUCCUGAAAUGGAGAAAAGAUAUGGCGGAUUUAUGAAAUUUUAAUUGUCUUUGACCAUCCAAGUCCCCGGGUCUUAUCAAUCUUCCCUCUUUUUCCUCAGUGAAAACUGCUUUGUCAAUUGUGUUGUAGUGUCAUGUGUUGCUUGCGUUGUGCCGCUGGCUUAGUUUUUCUGCAUAGUUAACCAUGGUCUAGCCUGAGAACUAUCUGUUCAGGUUCUUGUUCUUUUGAGAGCCUAAAGCUCAGUGCUCUGUUGCAGCAUUCUGAAAUCAUCUUUGUUUUCUUGUCCAUUGUUUUUGACAAGAGCCAGUAACUGCUUACUUGUACAUAGAUGGAAUAAACCCUUCACCCUAACUGCACAA